Molecule: messenger RNA, 3868 nt
Organism: Melozone crissalis (California towhee)
Lineage: Eukaryota; Metazoa; Chordata; Aves; Passeriformes; Passerellidae
Product: translation initiation factor IF-2-like
Exons: 3
Coding region: 1-870 (289 amino acids)
Source: RefSeq, a predicted model, not a curated record
AUGGCGGCGCCGCCGCCGGCCCCCCCGCACCCCGCGGCUCCGCUGGGCGGGCGCGACCCCCGCCCCUCGGCGCGGCCUCAAGGGAUGGAGGCGGGAGGCAGCCGGGCGACCCAGCGGCUGCUGUCCCCUGGCCGGCUUGGACAGCUCCGCUUGGCAGCGCCCGCCUCAGCGCCGCCCGGUGCCCGGGUCGCUGGCAGGGGCCGGCCCCUUCGCGGCCGGUGGGCGCCGAGGACGGGCUGCGGUGCCCUGUCGCCUUCGGGACCGGGCGAUUCCUCCGGGCUUCCACCUCCUUCUUCCCCACUGGGGUGCUCGCUCUCCUUUCGCCCCCUUUUUGUCCUUCUCGCCCUUUACUCUCGCUGCUCCAUGGGGCCGAAGGAGGGGGGCGAGGAGGUCCCCGUGGAGCCGGUGCGAGUAGAGGGCGGGCGGGCGGGCGGCUGCCGGAGCCGGGGCUUCUCCGCGUCCGCCCGGGCUCGGUGCUCCUCGGGGGCGCUGCCGCUGCUGCCGUUCGGCGCUCCCGGGGCGCGGGGAGAAGCUCUCAGGGCCGUCGGGGAUACUCCGCUCUCUCCGGCUUCGAGCGCUGUCAGUGCCGGGACGCCGGGCUGGCUCCUCGCUGCGAGGCGGGCAGCAGACGGGUUAUUAGGGUUAUUAGUGUUAUUGUCAUUAUCUCUCCCUUCCCCUGUGGUUGUGUGUCUCUCCACCACUUUCAGACCAGCCCAUUAUAACGCCGGCGAGAGGCGGAGCCAGGACAAAGAUCUGAAAGGGUGGUGGGUGGAGAAGCAAGGUAGCAAAGGUCCCUCCCCUUCCCGGGUAUUUCGAACGAAGCCGCAGUUCGGCGCGACUAAGCAGAGCCGGCCCGCCUCCCAGGUGUAAAAUGCAGAAUGACUUAUAGGUGGCAGAGCUGAACCUGUUACUGCAGUGAUUUAUUUUAAUAGCGCCGUAUAAAGCAACAAGUUGUAAUAUGACAGCUCAACAACCUGUUGGAAAAUAAUACAUGGCUUUGCAGUUGUGAAUUCCUAAUGAUUUAUGCAGCCUGACAAAACAGUUUCAGUCCUGGUCUUCUCUUUCCUUCUGUCAUAAGCACACCUGGUGCAGAGGUAGAAUGGGAACAGGUGACAAGGAAUGAUGGCGAGUCCUGCUGAAAAUAAUUUGGUAAGUCAGUUGCAACCCGUCUGUAGAACUGAGCUCUCUGGAGCCCUUGUCCUGUGCUGUGUCCACUGAGGUAUCCACCACAAGGCCUCACUGGAAAGUGCUGUACUAUUUAGCAAGGAGCUGUCAAAAUGGAGCUUGCUCUGUCUCGAGACUCAGAUAAUUUAUAGCUAAUUCUUGCUUUUACUACUGCUGUGUUAAGCCUCCAGGGCUUGAAUGAGGUUCCACACUGGCAUAAGAUGAACCUCUCUGGAAUAUAUUGCAGGUUUGCAGUCUGAGAAAUACGUGACAUAAAAGAGUGCAGGGUGAGGUUAAAUCAACACAGUAUUUACAACAUAUUUUGUGAUGACUUAAUUCAGUAACUGUCCCCAAAGGCUUUUCUCAUGGCUGAUUACCGGGUUUCAUGUAACUGCACCACCAGAGACAAAAUCCAAAUGGUGGAUUUCUUGUGGAUCUCUUCAAGAGAUACUUGUGGAUCUCUUCAAGGAAAUUUUUCUUACAGUGAGGAGGAAACUGGUAUUGGAAAGCAGCACGUGUAUUGAUAAUCCUGGAUAUAUAAUUGCCAGGAGGGAAUUGCUUGCUAAGGGGCAGGCUCCACCGCAAUUAGAAGUUACGCUGUGUUACGCUUGUUAUGAAGUUAUGAUGCAGAAACCAUUUGGUGAAAUUCUGUGGCUCUCUGCCAAGCAUAGUGAAUGGUUUUUGCUACUGGUGCCAAACAAACUUAAAAAGAAACCAUCAUAGCUUGUUUUUGCUGGUGCCAGACCAAAUAUCUGUUGGCAUCAAACUUGGUAUUGAUGCCAGAGGCUUGCUAUCACUGGCCCAUGAUAUGAGGAAACACCAGCUGAGCUGUUACAAUAGCCUCUCACUGCCUUCAAAUCCAUGCAUUGAUGGAGGAAAGUGAACAACCUUGUGAGAAGAGAAUUACAGCAAAGUUAACUAAGGGAUGAAGGACUUAGAAUAUGUGAUGGAGACUCACUGAACUUUGCUAGCCCUUGCUGGCGUACACCUAAGCCAACUCAAACCCACAUAUAUUUGACAUGGGUAAACAGUGACUUGAGAUAUGAAGGAUAUGUUUCAAUUCAAUGAAGUUAAAGUACUAUUUAUAGCACUGUGGAUCAACAAAUUAAUCACCUUGCCAAUAAUAUUCCAGUUGAACAGCAAUAAGUAUUUAACAUUCUUACUUCUGGGUUGGAUUUCUUUUGUUAUUUCUUUGCUUUCAAAAAGUUAUUUCUGGGUGGAAUCCCAUGAUUUAUAUAGGCCUUAGCCAAAUCUAUGAAUAAUUAAUGGUGUGAAAACCUUCUUGAUUUUUAUUUUUUACAAGGCAAAGUAAAAUGCAUUAUAAUGGAGCUAUUUGGGAGCAAGCUGCUGACAGUCAGACUUUGCUGUGGUAGGCAGGAUUUGGCAGUACUACCCCGAGAUUGGACCUCUCUGCUGCAUUUUCUGUCCUCUGUUUGCUGUGUUCUGUUUUCCUCCUCUGCAGCCCUCCUGGACAGCUCCAGAACCAUUGGAAUCUUUGAAAAUCUGGUCCAUGCUGCUGCUGGCUUACUCCUGGAACAGAGAGCAGAGUUAUACCGAGGGUGCAUCCACUGCAGUACCUCAGGUGGCGAGGGAUGGGGAUUUAUAUCCUGCAAACUGGUUCUAAAAAUCGAGCAUGUUUUCACCACCUUCCAGAGAAAUGUAGCAAAUACUUGGAGAGCUGGUCCUUCUGUUGCUGCAGAUGUAAUAAAAUCAUUACUUUGUUGAGUUGCAUGCACUGUGUAUUUGAUUUCCAGUUCCUAGGUGAGUUCUUAAGGGAUUAGCUGAGUUUCAGUCUCUUUAAGGUGUGAAUAAACAUCCUGUUGCCUCACACCCAUGAAAUUUCUUCCCAACAGUUGUCAGAGUGCUUUGUGCAGAGUGUUGCUAUUUUGGUUCUCUAAGUAAAGGUUCACAGGGUUUGAAUGUCUUGGCCAAACUUACAUGAUCUAAGAUGGGAAUGGAACAUGGGUUUCCUAAUUCCUCCACUACUUCUCUACCUACUAACCCUGUUGUUUCCCUGAACCUUUACAUAUACUUUAGUAGAUUAAUAAUUAACCUCCAAGUGGGGCACUUUGAAGCAAAUGUAAAAUGAAACCAAACACUUGUCAUGGUUUUUAGUCAUACCAGAUUUGCAAGUAGGGUGUGUUUAAAUGAGGCAGGUAGAUAAAGUCUUGUUAAUUUAGAUUAGAGUAAAAGUCAGUGCCUUAUCAAAGCAAGUGACUAAUUAGGAAAACUAUUACCUUUUGGAAAAGAAACAGUUGAACUAUCACUCAAAAUUAUUUUGACUAAUUGAACUGUGCAACUGCUCAGGCUCCUGCAACUGCUGAGAAAGAGGAAAGACAGAGAGCUUUUCCCAGGAAUUGCCAGCGUUCUGGGGACUUUUUGAUAAUUUUGCUUUUAGAAAGUUAACAAUACUUGUCAUCACUGCGUAAACAAGGAGAAGGGAGGAGAGUCCCAUGAGUCAUCAAGGAGCCAAAUAUACAGAAUUUAAGUGAAGAACUGGAGCAUUUGUACUAAAUACACUGCCUUCAUUCUCUUCACCUUACUGAGCCAACAGGACAGCAAAGUGCUUGUGAAUGGUUUGAAAUGAUGAAGUGAAUCUCAGGUCUGUAAUAACAGACGUUGGGCAUUUGGGAACCUGCAAGGGUGGAAACAGAAGGGCAAAUUCAUGGUGUGAAAAGAAAGAUUACGAUCAGACUGUAUUUAU